Molecule: messenger RNA, 926 nt
Organism: Hemibagrus wyckioides
Lineage: Eukaryota; Metazoa; Chordata; Actinopteri; Siluriformes; Bagridae
Gene: tmem70
Product: transmembrane protein 70
Exons: 3
Coding region: 89-811 (240 amino acids)
Biological process (GO): mitochondrial proton-transporting ATP synthase complex assembly
Cellular component (GO): mitochondrial membrane
Source: RefSeq, a predicted model, not a curated record
CGCUGUUGUAGUACUUCCGGUCUGGUUUUUACAUGGCGCCUCUGCAGUAAUCCGAAUAGGUUGAAGAGCAUUCACGUUUCUGAAAAAAAUGUUCCAUUUAAAUAUCUUACCGCGGUUUAGAGUUAUCUCAAGAAAUCAUCAGAUAUUAAGACAAAUCCAUCGAGGCAGUGUUUAUUUCCUGAGCAGAUCUCAGACCUCAUGCACAUCUUCUGCUCUGACCAGCAGCCAUCAUGUAGUGCAGAGGACGUCCCUAACAUCCUGGACAACUCAGAGUGGACUCUGUGUGGACAGACGAUGUUAUUCCUCACAGCCGGGCAGCACUGAGGACGGAGUUCUGAUCUACACGGGCAGUCUGGGCAAGGCCGUGCUCGGUGUGAAGUUUUUCUCCUACUCCAGCAGUAUGUUCAGCUUGUGCUUGAUGCCCAUCAUCCUCACCAAGACUGGAAUCGGCGUGAACAGCUUCGUCAUGAAGGCGGCCUUCUGCGGUUUUAUCGGCUUCUUCACCUUCCUGACCCCGGUCCUCCUCCACCUCAUCACUAAAGGCUACGUGGUGCGCUUGUAUCACAACAGAGAGACGGACGUAUACACGGCCGUCACCUACAGCGCGCUGCUGGUGGAGAAGAAGACCGUGUUUCACCAGAGCGAUGUGAAAAUCCCGGACGUGAGCCGCAUGUUCACGAGUUUCUACGCCAAGAAGAAGUCCAUGCUGAUAAACCCCAUGCUGUUUGACGUACCGCACGACUACAAUCACCUCAUGGGCUACGAUCGGCCUUUUACCUUCAACCCCGAGGACAUGAAUAAACCUGAGUAAAAUUAGCCGUUGUCACUCUUCAUUUGAAAGUUUGAUUAAAAGGACUAAACUUGUGCUGGAGUUAAAAUGUAAAGUAUAUUUAUGAGAAAAUGUCACAUAAAAUAAUCAUCUUUGA